Messenger RNA from Penicillium antarcticum, 3438 nucleotides. RefSeq lists its product as uncharacterized. Lineage: Eukaryota; Fungi; Ascomycota; Eurotiomycetes; Eurotiales; Aspergillaceae. The record is from RefSeq and is a predicted model, not a curated record. Gene Ontology annotation, cellular component: HDA1 complex. The coding region runs from base 1 to 3438 and encodes 1145 amino acids. The transcript is spliced from 5 exons.
AUGCCCCGAGCUCACCCUCCCACCCUCAACAAACGCAACACCGGAAGUUCUAGAAUACGUGCUGACUCGCCUGGAGCUGGAUCUGCGAUCACAAUUGAUAGUAGUGACAGCAGUGUCGACAACGACAUAGAGGAAGAGUGGCCUAUUAAGAGCAUCCUUCGCGAAACCGAUACUCAAUAUCUCAUUGACUGGGAGGGUCCUUACGAAUCAACUUGGGAACCCAAGGAGAACGCCAGCGAUCUUGCUAUUGAGGUCUGGGAGAAGUGGAAAGCCCGCAAUUCACGAGGUAGUGCAAUUGUCAUCUCCUCUGAUAGCAGCUCGGACUUGGAGGAAUCCAGCAGUAGCCCCGGCAGCAGUUGCAAUCCCAGUCAAGGCAACGAUCAAACCCUCAACCAGAACCUCAAUCAAAGCCCCGAUCAAGGCCCCGAUCAAACCUCCCAUCAAAGCCGCAGUCAGAGUCUCAGCACUGUCCAGGUUCUGGGUGAAGACUUCAAACCCUCAAGCGAACAGGGCGAUUACAACUCGCAAGAUUCUGCGUCAUUGUUUGUAAAGCAAAACGACCUUCCGGAAAUACUUGAAUCCAUCGAAGCUAGGAUCAAGCAAGCAUCAGCCCCCGCUCCGGCAUCUCUCAAUUAUUUGUCGGACGCCUCGCGACCACGACACCGCUCUUCUUCUUUUGAGACCCUAUCUGAAUACUCUCCGCCCCCUGCGAACCUCUCACCGGGCGAGUGUGAAGAAGUGGUCUUAGGUGAUACGCUGCAAACCAACGAAGAGCAGAUAGACGUUACUUCUGAUCAGGGUCCUUUGAUAUUUGAUCGUGGUGAGCUUUCCCGACUUGUUGCGAGAGCACCGUCGGGCUGGCAAUCAAUCAAUACACCAGAUACCUUCAAAAGUUCCAAGCCCAACGAAAUUGCCGAGACGCCUGUACAUCUACCAUCUGCGAAAAGUAAUAUCUCGUUUGACACUCCCAGUCUUAACAGCACAUUGAUUUCCCAACCUUUCCCCUCACGUGGUCCAUUUGAAGACUCGGAAUUUCCCAGACCAAAGUAUUUCGGUACAAUCCCAGAAACAAUCUUCCAUUCUUCGCAGAAACGAAAACUGAGUGGCGACGCAUUUGAUCGACCGAGAAAUUCGUUGUCGAGCCUUUUUGCAGCACGAUCAUCACGCCAAACGAUGGAUGAAAAGGAGAUCAAAUCCCCGCUCGGUGAUCUACCAGGGUCUACUCCAAGAGAAAGGAUUCGCAACGCUUGGGCUCAGCUAAGCGCAGACCCCCAAUCUGUGGGAACUCAACUGGCCAGUGGUAUUGACACUCCAUCAUCUGUGGGGGAUAUCGAGGCGUCAGUGCCAGUGUCGGUCCCCGAAACAACAGCGCCACUCAGUGUCAGAGCUGAGGCGGACCCAUUCUCUCACACCGCAGUUCAUCAUGCUCAUUCUGCUUUGCUGCCACCAUCAGAGCUAGCUCACGGGCAUCUAGGCCAACCCUCGAUGCAAACCAUUCAUCCAAGUGCGUUGACGGCCACAGGCAUGGAAGAGGUCGUGCCUGGAUCGAUUUAUCUCGGGCCCUCUGAAUUUGCUGUCACUCUUCCAAUGGACUCUCGAGUGAAGGAUGACUAUGAACGGGUCUUGGCAGAUGCAGCCACAAGCAUUCGCCGCUUUUUCGUUGGUUUCCAGUCUGAUUCUCAAAUUUCAGCUUCGGAGCGGAAGAAUCUCCAACAAAAGAUGCACGAAGUUGUUAUUCAGCUGAACAAUGUUUCAACUCAUCCAGAUCUUAACAUUGCAACUCAUCUCAAAGAUGCUUGCUCAGACCCUGAGAAAGAGGCGUCUUGGGCCGAAUACUCGAGUGCUAAAUUUCUUUUCCUUGGUCAUCUGAUGGACACCGUCGAAACGCAUGAGCUUCAUGUGAUCAUUGCGGUACAAGACGAGAAGAAACAGGCAGUUAUUGAGCGUUAUCUACAAGGAAAAGGCUUUGCAUACACCAGACCCCGCAAUGACAUGGGCCGCACUCUGGAAGUAUCCAUGUCAAGAGGACUACUCAGCUUUGGUAUCCAUUCCAGUGAGAGCGUGCGCGAACUUUACAAGACACCGUCUGCUAUUUUCGCGUUCGAUGCUACUUUCAAUCCUAAAAGCCCGUCCAUGCAGCACAUUCGAACUACCUAUGCCCGAAACGGAAACUUGCUCCCUGUGAUCUGGUUCCUCGUUGCAAACACCAGUGAACACAUUCAACGUUGUUUGCCGGAUUUGCCCGAACCAGAGCGAUUGCGUUGGCUUGUUCAUUACACUGCCCGUUUCCAUGACGAGGUCGGUGAUCUCCAGGAUGAUGCGCUGGGUGUACAUGAGGAUGCUGAGGAGAUUCUCACCUACCUCCUGGAUAGCGUCGCCGGAUGGCCACUUGCCCCUAUUGAGCCCUUGGUAUUUGUUUCCAAGGAGGAACUGGAGGCAUCGACUCCUUCGUCUGGCUCUUCACUCCCGCAGGCCCAGAAACGGUCUCUGGACGAUGAAGGCGAGGAUUACACCUCAAAGCGCGUACGAGUCGAUGCCCAAGACAACAGUCAAUUGACUGAGUCAACUAAGCCUCCAAGUCAAACAUUGUAUCGUGACCUAGAGUCACUUGAGAAGAUUCUCAUCCAGACGAAGCACGCGCACGCUACCGAGAAAGAGCAGUUGCAGGCAGAGCUAGCUCAAGUGCGUGCUCAGGCGAAAGAAAUGGAGCAGGCAUUUGGAAAAUUACAGCAUCGAUUCGAGACUCGUACCGAACAGGUCUACACGAUUCGCAAAGAACUUGAUGCAUUAGCUGCGAGCAAAACAGUCCUUGAGAGAAACUUCGAAAAGUCGGAGCGCGAAGUUCUCACUUUGAAGGAAGAAAAGAAAGUACUGAAACAUGAUCUCCAAGAAGCCAGAGAAACAAUCAAGGCUGGUGGCGGCAGCGCUGCCGAACUGGAGACGGCUCGUGGGGAAAUCCGUCGCCUUACCGCUGAAAAUGAGGACCUCAAUCGCAAGUCUACAUACGAAGCAAAGCGGUCGGAAUACACCAGAGAGCAGUAUCAAACUGCAUCUACAGCGGCAGCUCAAUCCGGCAAUGAAAGUCGCCUAUUGACAUCCGAAAACGAUGAUUUGAAGCGCAAAGCCGAUCAGAAUAAGCUCAAACUUCGCGAAAUGAACAUCAAGGACAAUGCUGCCCGCCAUCUCGCUCAAAUCGAUGAACUACAGUUGAUUCUAGCAGCGCGUGACGAACUCCUACGCAGAAAGGAGGAGGAGCUUCGUGAAAUCCGCAAAAACCGGCCAUCCACCCGCUCAACCAGCACUCAACCACGAAGCCCUAAGAUCUCUGCCAGUAGCCGUCCAACCAGCCCGGGUAUUGGCCAUAACGGGAAUGGCCACAACGGUGGCCUUCCAGGUAGAGGCAGCGCCCUACGUUUUAGCUCUGAAAUGCGGUUCUGA